Messenger RNA from Symsagittifera roscoffensis, 5826 nucleotides. RefSeq lists its product as uncharacterized. The record is from RefSeq and is a predicted model, not a curated record. The transcript is spliced from 4 exons. The coding region runs from base 111 to 5498 and encodes 1795 amino acids. Gene Ontology annotation, molecular function: guanyl-nucleotide exchange factor activity. NCBI's taxonomy places the organism in Eukaryota, Metazoa, Xenacoelomorpha, Acoela, Convolutidae.
CGAUUUGCAAUUUUGUAGUACUUUGCACCGCCGAUUAGACUGUUUUGUACAUUUAACCCACAUUUGUAAACCACAGAUGAGCAGAUAAGCAAAUAGUAUUGAAGCCUUUAAUGAACUCAAACAGAUUUUCCAUCACUGGGUUUUCGAUGUUCUCAAAACAAAACGACCUGAACAACCCACCUGGAAAAUCAACAACAACAUCUUCAAAUAAUGCCAGUCAUUCUAGAUCGAGUAGCGGAGAUAACGAUAGCGGUUUGAUUGCUUCUUUACCCAUUGCGACAUCCAGUAACGGGCAUUCCGGAAGCUCACAGGCUCAUGAUGAGUUGACAGUACGAGAGAUAUUAUCCUCGCUUUUUCCCCCAUUUAGGGAAACAGGCCCGGUCCUGUUAGCCCAGAUUGAUGCCCUGAUUCAGAAGGAGUUUGGAGGUAAACUGGAGAGGUUUCUGAAUAGUUUUCUGCUGCAAGCGAAGCCAGUGUUGCAGUGGAUUCGGGAUGACGCCAAGAAUGCUCUGUUGAACAGGGAGUGUUGUCCUGCUAUUUUGCCAGAAGGCUGGCCUCUCGUGUUUAACAAAGGCCUUGUUAUCAACCUGUUUGAAAUAUCCGAAUCCCAUCUUCAAUCCGGAGACUUUUACCUCAUUCUGGCGCGCGAUUCAGCCAAUCAGAAUCAAGCAACUCCGUUCAAUGAGAACCUCGACCUCUUCGUGAAGUUUUUCGCGAGAGGAGCUGUGCAUUCGUUUAAAGUUGCAGCGGAGAGCUUCGAGGAACUGUUCACUGAGGAGUUUAUGAGGGGAGUUCCAACUCAAAUGGGCCAAGAUGUUGUACUGCAGAACGUGCUUUGCUCAUCAAAUAGAGGUAUAAUCAACUACUCCUGGUCAGACGUUGUACUAAGCAAGACCACCAACACAUGUGAUGACGAAGAACCAGACUCACCCUCACUCCCAAGGAACUCAGCCGCUCUCUUCGGUCGAUCUCUGAGACGCUCAUCGCCAGCUCUGUCUUCCAGUCUGCCAGACUUGACUCUGUCAGCAAUCGAAAUUGACUUCCCAUCUGGUGCACAACAAUCACAAGCAAGCCACCCCUGUAGCGAUUUUCACCAAAGAACUCUCAGCAAUCUAAAUGCACAAAUGUCAUGCGAAGCAAGAGUAGAACAUCACGUCGAACCCAAAAUUAGCCGAAACCCAAUCACGCCCCUAAGAAGAUCAACGUCGAUGCGAAAAGCCGAAUCUCUUUCAAGGUCACUUGCCUCGAGUAGUUUGUUACAACAGCGAAGGUCGGCAACUCCUUCUUAUUUGAACUCGGACAGCUCGUGUAACAGUACCUUAACGUCGGCAGGGGGUCUCGUUGACAACUCCUCGUCAUUCGGGGGUUCCACGAGCUCAGUUGAACAAUCAGACGACAGUGCUCACGAUAUCCGAAGAUUGUCGAACGGUUCGACUGGUCAACUUCCAAUAAUGACCCGAAGUUCGAGUCGAAAAAAGCAAUUCACAGCCGAGUUUAGUAGUUCAACAAGCUCGUUGAGUGAUUCAAUGGCUAAUCAAGCUUUGGAUCUCAACUUCGAGUUGCUCGAUUGUGGCGCGUUGAAAUUAACAUGCGGUGAAGAUUCGCACAAAUCAAGAAUUGUAGAAGUUUUAGCCAACAAUCCAAUCUUAAACAUAACAGAAUCACAAGAAAUAGCCAGGCUUAUUUGUUAUUUCCAUAGUUGUUUGUCCCAAAGUGAGCAAGUUAGAGGCCUGUGUUUAAUAGUUGACGGACGAGUUACGAGGAAAAACUCCCUGGAGAAAGUAGCCGAGGCGUUCAGGAUGUCGGAGGAGCUUUCGGCAGGCGCCAUUGCGAGAAUCAUCAUCCUAUGUGGUAACUCAGGAAGCACUUUGUUUCACUCUAUCAAUUUCAGUCACGACCCGACAAUGGUUGAGUUUUUCAACAAAGCGGACGCUUUUUACAACGCGAUUCCGAAGCUGCAGUUGACGAGUACGUUUAACGGGAACCUUUCGAAUCAUCACGAGGAAUGGGUUCGCUUCAGAAUGAAGUUGGAACCCUAUGUAAGCAGCUGUGAAAUGGCCUUGACCCAAAUAGAAAGAUGCAAGAAAAUCUACAACCAACACUUCCUGCCAUCAAAAUUGAAAGAACUGAACCGAGUCUUGAAAGAACACCAAGCGAAUAUUGCGAAGCUGAGAAAUGAGCAAUAUUUAUGCAGCAAUAAUAACCAAAUAUUGGCGAGGCUUCGUGAAGAAGCUACAGCGAUUUCGGAGUUUCCUGACGCUUAUAACGCCGUUGAUUCCGCUGAACGUCUGCAAAUGAAACUGAAUUCAGAGUUUUGUGAGCUGGACGCUCAUUCAAAAAGUUACAUAACAGCCAUUGAAGCGGCGAUUGCGGCUAGACAGUUCACAGACGAGUAUAAAAAAAUACUAAGUUGGUUCCAGAAACGAGGCGAAGUUUUCUUGGAGGACAGUCUGCUGGGAGAAAAUUUACAGUCGUUAAUGAAUGCCGAAAAAGAGUUCGAUAGGUUUAAUUACCACGCUAUGAAGUAUUGCGAAAAGGCAGGGGAUAUAAUUGACGAAGCUUCCCAGUUGAAUAACCAAGACGUGAAAACAAAGUCAGACCAUUUGAAGAAUGUUGUUCAAUCGUUUGUGGCAAAAAUGGAUAAACGUAAAACACAAAUUGAAAACAUGCUCCAAAUUUACCAACAUAUUGACCGGGCAAUUGAAUGGGCUCUGAAUGGAAUGCAUUUUUUGGCUAAAAUGAACAUGGAUCGUGUGCAAACAGAAUCAGGAUGUCUAAAACUUCUGAAAAACAUGGAACGGUACCAAGCGAAAUAUCCGCAAAUUACGAAAGAAAUGUUUGAUCGCAUGGAAGCACUUAGUAAGGAGCUGGAAAAUGAUAAUUUACUUGAACAGUUACAGUUUGCUAGGAAGAAGUGCAAAGAUAUUGAUGAUUUAUUUUGUCGGCGGAAUCAUAGUAUCCAGAAAAGUUUGGAUAGUAUUCGUUGCGUGCCUGUGUACGUUGACAGAAUUCAUCAGAAUAAACGAGCGAGUUCGGCUUAUUGUCCACCAAUGAGACUCGACUUCGAAUCAUCAAGUGCUGCGGAAGAUACGGACGGGGAUCUCUUGGACUCCGAACCGAUGUUGCUCCGAGAUCCCCAACGUCGCGCAAGUUGCUUCCAAUUUCAAGGCUAUGAAAGCAUCGGAAACACGACAACAGAUACGGGUUCCGACUUGGACUCAAACCCGGGUACUCCUGUUGUACAGAGGAAAGUUCCGAGAGCUGCUGAAAGUUCAAGACAGUGUAAGGAGAAAGAUGAAGAAACGGAUCUUGAGGAAUUGAUUCCGAUUGAUGAAAUUGCCUUAAACGAUAAUCAGGAACAGGUAAUGGAUCAAAACUCAGGUUCGGACAGCGACAGUAGUGUAGUGACGAUGACGCAUAGACCUGGAGGUGCUGGAACAGUUGCUGGAAGGGUGAAGCGAAGGAAACAAAAUACUGUAUCUGCAGCGACUAGACAUAAACGAACACAAAGUCUUAUUCAAAUGGCAUCAGCGAACCCCAGUUCGGAGAAUCUGAGUAAAAGUGUGAGGCUUCCGAGGAAGCAGAUAUCAAGAAGUGGAUCACAAACGUCCAGGACCUCCUCGACGUUGACAGGAGGUCAUACCUCGAUCAGCACUCCUAUGGUUUCAUCAAUCAGUUCACUAGCCUCGAUUCAAAGCUCGCCACAAGAACACGAAACAACGUCCAAUACUUCUAUAACACAUAGUGAAGAAACUCCGCCUAAAAACUCCUCUAGUUGCUUUGGAGUGUCUCACGAAAUCGAAGAUGACGCCAGAAGCAUUCAAAUGGAGACAGAGCUUUUAGAGCAAACGAGAAAUGAGCUUUUAUCCACUUCGCCGAAGUCGUGGUCUAUAAAUAACCAAUCAGAAAUUGUGAAUCCACCACAAGGAAAGAAAAUAAUGAUAGAAAGUUCGAGUUCAAAAGUUCCCGAGUUUUCCACCCAUUUGAAGCACGUGAUCGCCGAAAUGAUUCAAAGUGAGCGGGAUUACAUCGCAAGUUUGGAUUACAUAAUCGUGAAUUACUGUCCCGAAGUUGAACGCUUAGACGUUCCGCAAGCGUUGAGAGGAAAAAGAAAUUUAGUUUUCGGGAACGUGGAAAAAUUCUACGAAUUUCAUGCACAUACAUUUCAAAAAGAACUGGAAUUGUAUGCAAACGAUCCUUUGGGAGUUGGCGCAGCCUUCGUGAAAUAUGAAUCUGAUUUCUACAUGUACGCACUGUAUAAUCAGAACAAGCCAAAGUGUGAUCAAAUUUUGGCCGAAUGCGGCAACUCGUUUUUUGCUCGCAAACAACUGCAAUUGAAUGACAGAAUGAAUUUAGCAAGUUAUCUGUUAAAACCGAUUCAAAGGUUGGCGAAAUAUGCAUUGUUGCUGCAAGAUUUAAUGAAGCAUUGCCCUAAAAGUCACCCACACGAGCAAACGCUGGAAUGUGCAAUCACUAUUGUGAAGUUUUUGCUGCGUCAUGGAAAUGAUUUACUGGCUUUGGAGUCCCUUAAAGACUGUGACUUAGAACUAAAAGAUUACGGAAGGCUUUUGAGGCAAGAGGAGUUCUUAGUCUACCAAGGACGCAAAAAGUUCAUGAGACAUAUCUUCUUGUUUGAAGAUUUGCUGCUGUUUAGUAAAACGAAAAAGUCGAGAAAAGGCCAUGAUUACUACCAGUAUAAGCACUCAUUGAAAAUGCAAGAUAUCGGUUUGACCCAAAACAUCGGAGAAAGCGGAUAUAAAUUUGAAAUUUGGUUCAGAAAACUCAAAGCGGGGGAAAAUUACACUAUCCAAGCCCCGACGUCUGAAAUCAAGAACUCAUGGGUCAAUGAAUUUACCAAGCUGCUCUGGGACCAAGCGAGGAAAAAACGGGAUCGAAGGUUCAAAGAAAUGGAAUCACUAGGAAUUGGUUACAAGCCAUUUAUUGACAUCAACCCGAAUGAAGAUCAAAUCAAUGACCGAAACGUGAACAACUUUUUGCUCAGCCGUGGGAGCAAAAUGAGAAACAGUAUCGCAGUUCCGACUGUUGAGUUCGUUAACAAUCAGAAUUCAAAGCGACCCCACUCGUUGAUUUCAAUGUCAAGUGGAUCAAGCGCGAGCACUUUGUCAUCUCAAAGCUCAGUUAUAGGGUCAUUGACCUUAGCAAAUUAUGACUCAUCGUCGCUUAACUCAACCCCGGAACACAGAAGAAACUCAGUGGCCAAUAUUAGUACCAAAAUGGGAGGUCAUAUGUAUAAUUCCCUAAUUUACCCGCCGGGAUAUUUACACAGCAUAUCGCAUCAGCCAACGACAAGCAGUCCGAUUAAAAUGGCAACCCUAGGGUUAGAAAGUCGACAGAUGUUGAAUGAAAUCAAAGAGGAGCCUACCAAUCAGCAUUUGACCUUGACUAAAAGUGUCUCUCAGAAUAUAGAUUUGAACCGUACUUUGUUGCCCAAUGAAGCAACUAUGUCACACGAAGAAUCAAACAUUGAACACACUUAAUUGAUGUAAUAAACAAAUAAUUUAACAGAUGUUGUACAAUGUUCGAGUAUUUAGAUUUUACUUUUUACAGCAGACGCUUAUUUUAAAGUUUGAAAAACAACGAUUGCACCAUUCAUUUCACAAGUAAGCUGGUUUUAGCCCGUAAAAUUUGAAUUCGUGAAAUUUGUGAAAUGAUAUACUUAAUUUAUUGUUUUCGUUUUGCAGCUUCUGUUAGUAAACAGUAACUUGUUGAAUUUUUUUUUUUAAUUUUUUAGAUAUGAUAAAGGCAACGUGUUUGUUUCGCUCUUACUUUUGUUUGUCUUUAGGGCCUGUACUCUGUAUAUCUGGU